This is a messenger RNA of Doryrhamphus excisus (bluestripe pipefish), 1541 nucleotides long. RefSeq lists its product as uncharacterized. The record is from RefSeq and is a predicted model, not a curated record. Gene Ontology annotation, molecular function: RNA polymerase II cis-regulatory region sequence-specific DNA binding; DNA-binding transcription activator activity, RNA polymerase II-specific. Gene Ontology annotation, cellular component: nucleus. Gene Ontology annotation, biological process: regulation of transcription by RNA polymerase II. Lineage: Eukaryota; Metazoa; Chordata; Actinopteri; Syngnathiformes; Syngnathidae.
CCAUUCAUGCGCAUGCAGGCACAGGCACAUUACAGGGCAGCUCGGGGUCCUUCGUAGGACCACAGAGCCAUCCGGGGUUUUGUUGCUAACCAGUUCGCCUGUGUUGGUCUGCUAAUGGUGAUAAAAGGCUUUUGCAGAACUCGCAAGGGACGUCACAACAAGAACGCCUUUGUCAACAAGUGGAGACUGCUACGGCUUCGCAACUUGUACGUCAGUGAAGAACAUCUUCCCCCUGAGCAGCAGCUGAGGAACUCCAGGAUGGAACACAUUAAAAAGGAAGAGGAAGCUGUGGAUCCACAACCGCUUGUUAUUAAAGAGGAAGAAGGGGUGUCACAACCCCUCGUCAUUAAAGUGGAAGAGGGGGUGUCACAACCCUUUGUCAUUAAAGAGGAAGAGGGGGUGUCACAGCCCCCCGCCAUUAAGGAGGAAGAGGAGGAUCACAGCAUCAGUCCGGAGCAGUCACAUUUGAUGGAACACACCAAAAUACACACCGUAGAGAAACCUUUUCCUUGCACGGUGUGUAAUAAAAGGUUCUCUCGGCGGACGGAUUUGAACUCUCACGCAGUAAUACACAGUGUCGAGAGACCUUUUCCUUGCACCUUGUGUGGGAAAGGAUUUAAACGAAAAAGGGAUUUAGAAAUACACAGCAGAACCCACACUGGAGAGAAACCUUUUCUCUGCUUGUUGUGUGGGAAAAGCUUCUCUCAUCGCUUGCAUUUCAACGAACACACAAGAAUACACACUGGAGAGAAACCUUUCCCUUGCACGUUGUGUGGGAAAACAUUUAAACGAAAAAGCGACUUAGAUAUACACACAAGAACACACACCGGACAGAAACCUUUUUCCUGCGCCGUGUGUGGUAAAGGUUUCGCACAGAACAUAACUUUAAUAAGACACUCGAGACUACACACCGGAGAGGAACCUUUUCCUUGCACCGUGUGUGGGAGAGGAUUUAAUCGAAAAAGUGCUUUAGAAAUACACACAAGAACACACACUGGAGAGAAACCCUUUUCCUGCGCUCUGUGCAGUAAAAGUUUCACGAUGAACGUAUCUUUAAAAAGACACACAAGAACACACACUGGAGAGAAACCUUUUCCUUGCACGGUGUGCGGGAAAAGAUUCUCUUAUCAGUCACAUUUGAAAGAACACUCGGCAAUACACACCGGAGAGAAACCCUUUCCUUGCACGGUGUGUGGGAGAGGAUUUCAUCGAAAAGUCGACUUAAAAAUACACACAAGACGACACACCGGAGAGAAACCUUUUUCUUGCUCGGUGUGCGGUCAAAGUUUCUCACAGAACAUAACUUUAAUAAGACACAUGAGAAGACACACUGGAGAGAAACCUUUUUCCUGCUCACUUUGUGACAAAAGUUUCUCACGGAAGGUAUAUUUAACAAAACACAUAAACGAACACUAGAGAAAAAAAUGUCCCAUCACCUUCAUAUUGAUGGUAUUACUGUUGUUAUAGGAGGUUCUUGAGGUAUAAUUGUACAUAUGAAAUAAUAACACUUAAUGGAGUUAUUUGUGAUUAAAGUGAUGAAG